Molecule: messenger RNA, 2748 nt
Organism: Daucus carota subsp. sativus
Lineage: Eukaryota; Viridiplantae; Streptophyta; Magnoliopsida; Apiales; Apiaceae
Product: cullin-4
Exons: 17
Coding region: 75-2537 (820 amino acids)
Biological process (GO): protein ubiquitination; ubiquitin-dependent protein catabolic process
Cellular component (GO): cullin-RING ubiquitin ligase complex
Molecular function (GO): ubiquitin protein ligase binding
Source: RefSeq, a predicted model, not a curated record
AGAUACAACGAAUGAGGUCGGGUGGUGAUUAGGAUAUAAAAGGCAAAGCUAUACAUACACAGUCGUAUAUCUAUAUGUCUAACCCACACAGCAGCAGCAGCUCCUCCACCAACUCUAACAAACGCUCCUCUUCUUCUUCGUCUUCCAAUCUCGCCGCCGGCGAAGCGCCGUAUUUUUCUCCGAUGAAGAAAGCUAAGUCUCAGGCCGUCGCUUGUUCGCUCGAUUCCAACAAGAACGGCCACGUUCGAUUCGAUGACAACGACGCUAUGAUCGACGAUCCUAAUCCUAAUGAUCCUUCUCCGUCGGUUAUUAGAGCUUCGGCCGGGGGGAUUACGUCUAAUUUGGCGAGGAAGAAGGCGACGCCGCCUCAGCCGGCGAAGAAGUUUGUUAUUAAGCUUAAUAAAGCUAAACCGACGAUACCUACAAACUUUGAGGAGACUACAUGGGAAACAUUGAAGUCCGCAAUUACCGCCAUUUUCUUAAAGCAACCAGAUCCAUGUGAUUUGGAGAAGCUCUAUCAGGCUGUCAAUGACCUUUGCCUGCACAAAAUGGGGGGAAGCGUUUAUCAGCGAAUUGAAAAAGAAUGUGAGACACACAUCUCUGCUGCUUUACAAUCAUUAGUUGGACAGAGUGAAGAUCUUGUGGUUUUCUUAUCACUUGUUGAAAAGUGCUGGCAAGAUUUCUGUGAUCAGAUGUUGAUGAUCCGAGGCAUAGCAUUGUAUCUUGAUCGCACUUAUGUGAAGCAGACUCCAAAUGUGCGUUCAUUGUGGGACAUGGGUUUGCAGCUGUUUCGCAAACAUCUUGCCCUAGCUUCAGAAGUUGAACAUAAAACUGUAUUUGGUCUUCUUAAAAUGAUCGAAAGCGAGAGACGAGGUGAAGCAGUUGAUAGGACUCUCCUUAAUCAUCUUUUAAAGAUGUUCACUGCAUUAGGAAUUUAUUCAGAAAGCUUUGAGAAACCAUUCCUUGAAGGCACUUCCGAGUUCUAUGCUGCUGAAGGAGCAAAAUACAUGCAGCAGGCUGAUGUUCCUGACUACCUGAAACAUGUGGAGAUAAGGUUGCAUGAGGAACAUGACAGAUGUGUACUUUACUUGGAUAUUGGUACAAGAAAGCCCCUUGUAGCAACCGCAGAACGACAACUUCUUGAGCGCCAUAUUUCUGCAAUUCUUGAUAAGGGUUUCACUAUGCUGAUGGACGGCAGUCGCAUUGAGGACCUUCAAAGAAUGUACGUUCUUUUCUGCAGAGUUGAUGCCCUUGAAUCACUUAGGCAUGCACUUAACUCAUAUAUCAGAAAGACUGGACAAGGAAUUGUUAUGGAUGAAGAGAAGGACAAAGAUAUGGUAUCUUGCCUUUUAGAAUUUAAGGCAUCUCUUGAUACAAUAUUGGAAGAUAGCUUUUCUAAGAAUGAAGCUUUUUGCAACACAGUCAAGGAUGCAUUUGAGCAUCUCAUUAAUCUUCGCCAGAACCGUCCUGCUGAAUUGAUUGCUAAGUUCUUGGACGAGAAACUCCGUGCCGGAAAUAAAGGUACAUCAGAGGAAGAAUUGGAAGGAAUGCUCGAUAAAGUAUUGGUUCUGUUCAGAUUCAUACAGGGUAAAGAUGUAUUUGAAGCUUUUUAUAAGAAGGACCUAGCUAAAAGGCUUCUAUUAGGAAAGAGUGCUUCCAUUGAUGCAGAAAAAUCAAUGAUAUCUAAGCUGAAGACAGAGUGUGGCAGUCAGUUUACGAACAAACUUGAAGGGAUGUUCAAGGACAUUGAACUGUCAAAGGAGAUAAAUGAAUCUUUUAAGCAGUCAUCUCAAGCUAGGACAAAGCUCCCAUCUGGAAUUGAGAUGAGUGUUCAUGUUCUAACAACUGGGUACUGGCCAACAUACCCUCCUAUGGAUGUUCGGCUUCCACAUGAACUCAACGUCUACCAGGACAUUUUCAAGGAAUUCUACUUGAGCAAGUAUAGUGGAAGGCGAUUAAUGUGGCAAAACUCACUGGGUCACUGUGUCUUAAAAGCAGAGUUUCCCAAAGGUAGAAAGGAACUGGCAGUUUCUCUAUUUCAGACUGUUGUUUUGAUGUUAUUUAAUGACGCCGAAAAGCUUAGCUUUCAAGAUAUCAAGGAUGCAACUAGCAUUGAGGAUAAGGAACUUAGAAGAACUCUACAAUCUCUUGCUUGUGGAAAAGUUAGAGUUCUCCAAAAGCUUCCAAAAGGGAGAGAAGUGGAUGAUAAUGAUUCAUUUUCAUUCAACGAUCAGUUUGCUGCUCCUCUCUAUAGGAUAAAGGUAAAUGCAAUCCAGAUGAAGGAAACAGUAGAAGAGAACACAAGCACCACUGAAAGAGUGUUUCAGGACCGCCAAUAUCAGGUUGAUGCUGCUAUCGUUCGGAUAAUGAAGACAAGGAAGGUGUUAAGUCAUACUUUGCUGAUAACUGAACUCUUUCAGCAGCUUAAAUUUCCGAUAAAACCAUCUGAUUUGAAGAAAAGGAUUGAGAGCCUCAUUGACAGAGAGUACCUGGAGCGGGACAAAAGCAAUCCUCAAAUAUACAAUUACCUGGCAUGAGCCGUGAAUGCCUAUCUCUUUGAAAAGAUCCUCCAAAGUCGGACCUGUACAGGAAUUUUCACUUUUACAUGUACUUUAGUUUUCUCAACACUGUUGUACUCUGUAUCCAUAAAGGCAUUUUUUUGGUUAUAUUUUAUUUUGAGAUCAGUUUUUAACUUCGAUUAAGUAUACAUGAGAUGGUACAUCUUUACAAGAAUUGAUCUUUUCCGGA